AUGGCCACCCGUCUACGCAAAACAUUCCACUACCCAACCGAAGACGCAGACAGCGAAGGCAGCGACCGCGAAGAACUGGACGAGCAAGAGCAGGAAAUACUCAUCGAGGAUUUGGCAAAGCGCGAUCUGGACAAUACAAUCUUCUACCGCCGUGCUUUUGUCACUCUGCCUGUCGUAGCAGCCCUGACCUAUCUACCUGUUCUGUUCUCUGCGGAGACCUUCAGACAUGUCUUGCUAGCUUUGCUGUCCUUGACGACUCUGGGAGGCAGCAUCUAUAUCUUGUUUUAUGUUCCGCCCGCGCCUGUCGCUGUGGAUAGCUCAAGCUUGUCCACCGCUAUGAUUGACAGCAGAGGUCCGUUGGAUGUUGCUUUGCCUUGGCUGAACGCUGCCCUCUCUGCUGUGCUUGCACUAUCUGGUGUGCUGGCUUGGAAGAGAGACCUGGUCGAUGAAGCCUGGCGAGCUUUCCUGCCUGGUGGUNCCGUCCUGUUGNCGCAUUCGUCUAUCUCAUCACUCGCUAAUUUGUCAUGUGCAGCCAUCUUCCUCGUCACCAUGUACGCUCGCUCUCAGCUAGUCCCGCUCGAUGUCGCCAGCUUGAAACGUCUCAGGUACAAUUACAAAGGUGCUUGA
Messenger RNA from Aureobasidium musti, 627 nucleotides. NCBI's taxonomy places the organism in Eukaryota, Fungi, Ascomycota, Dothideomycetes, Dothideales, Saccotheciaceae. The record is from the annotation of a GenBank genome assembly.